This is a messenger RNA of Closterium sp. Yama58-4, 1287 nucleotides long. The record is from the annotation of a GenBank genome assembly. NCBI's taxonomy places the organism in Eukaryota, Viridiplantae, Streptophyta, Zygnematophyceae, Desmidiales, Closteriaceae.
AUGGCUGCCACCUCGGGAUUGUCGACUGCAGUUUCCGUUCCCGCCAAGCUCAGCCACGUGGCAUCCUCCAGCAACGGCAUUUCCGGCGCCGCGACCUCCGUCGCUUUCCCCUCCGCGAGGCGAGCAACUCGUGCGGGAUCGAGCGUGGCGGAGGGGCGCGGGAAGUGCCGAUGCUCGACGGCGGAGAUUCUCCACGACGGCGCGCGGGAUCCGCUGCUGCUGCGCGUGGCGCGCGGAGAAGACGCGGAGAGGACGCCCGUGUGGCUCAUGCGCCAGGCGGGGCGCUACAUGAAGGACUUCCGCAAGUUCUCAGACAAGUACCCGUUCCGCAUGCGGUCGGAGACGGCGGAGAUCGCGAUCGAGCUGACGCUGCAGCCGUGGAAGGCGUUCGGCACGGACGGCGUGAUCAUGUUCUCAGACAUCCUCACCAUCCUGCCUGCGCUGGGCGUGGAGUUCGACAUGGUGAAGGGCAAGGGACCCGUGAUUGCGGACCCGCUGCGUACAAAGGACGACCUGCGCGACCUCAAGCCCCUGGAGGACCCCGAUGCCAAGCUGCCAUUCAUCCGCGAGAUCCUCACGUCGCUGCGGCGGGAGCUGGCGGGCAGCGAGGCGACGCUGCUGGGGUUUGUGGGCACGCCGUGGACGCUGGCAGCGUACGCCAUUGAGGGGCAGGGCAGCAAGAACCUGCUCGCCACCAAACGCAUGAUGCUGCAUGAGCCGGAGUUGCUGCACGACAUCCUGGCAGCCCUAGAGGACGCGUUAGUCGUAUACGUGAGCCACCAGAUCAGCUGUGGGGCGCACAUCGUGCAGCUGUUUGACUCGUGGGCGCACCACCUCACGCCAGCGCAGUUCGCCGAGUUCAGCCUGCCCUACGCCGAGAGGAUUGUGCAGCGCGUGAAGCAGCUGCACCCGCACACGCCGCUCAUCUUCCAUGCCAAUGGGGGCACCGGCAAGCUGCACCUGGUGCAGCAGGGGUGCAGUGCGGACGUGGUGGGGCUGGACUGGGGCACCGACAUGGCUGAGGCUCGGCGUGUGUUUGGCAGCGAUGCUGUGCUGCAGGGGAACGUGGACCCAAUGGUUCUGUUUGGUCCUGAGGCGUCCAUCAGAGCAGCUGUGGCUGAUUGCUUGAGCAAGGCGGGAGGCAGGAGGCACAUUCUCAAUGUGGGCCAUGGGGUGGUGCAGGGGACUCCUGAGGAAUCAGUGGCACUCUUCUGCAAGCUUGCCCAAGAGAGUGGGCGGGCAGGGCAAGCUGCUGAGAUAGCCGCAGCUUUGCAUUCAGCUGCAUGA